This is a messenger RNA of Eptesicus fuscus (big brown bat), 1776 nucleotides long. RefSeq names its product solute carrier family 39 member 5 (gene SLC39A5). NCBI's taxonomy places the organism in Eukaryota, Metazoa, Chordata, Mammalia, Chiroptera, Vespertilionidae. The transcript is spliced from 10 exons. Gene Ontology annotation, molecular function: zinc ion transmembrane transporter activity. Gene Ontology annotation, cellular component: membrane. Bases 42 to 1667 code for a protein of 541 amino acids. Gene Ontology annotation, biological process: BMP signaling pathway; zinc ion import across plasma membrane; intracellular zinc ion homeostasis. The record is from RefSeq and is a predicted model, not a curated record.
UAGAAGCUAGAACCAGAGCCUCUGACCAGUUCCUCCCAACCAUGGGGCUCCCGACGAGUCACCUGCUGGCUGGCUUGUGUGUGUGUGUGGCCUUGAGCUGGGGAGCGGGCUCAGCCCCCCGCCGGGGCCCCGCGGAGCUGGAGCAGGACCAUUACCUGGCCCAGCUGUUUGACCUGUAUGGGGAGAACGGCACGCUGUCUGCAGGGGGCCUGGCCAGGCUUCUCCACAGCCUGGGGCUAGGCCAAGUGCAGGGGCUGCGCCUGGGGCAGCAUGGGCCUCCAGCGGGUCGGCCUGCACCCCCAGCGAGAGACAACGCCACACAUAGGCCACAGGACCCCAAAUUGAAUGUGGAUGUCUGGGCAGAGCUGCCUCUGGGUCCCUCAGGGUGGGGUGACCUUGAGGAACCAAAGGCCCCCCACCCACCUCAUGGGCCAGCCCCCUCGGGCCUGGACCUGUUUCACAGGCUUCUGUUGCUGGACCAUUCACUGGCUGACCAUCGGAAUGAGGAUUGUCUGAAUGGCUCCCAGCUGCUGGUCAAUUUUGGCCUGAGCCCCGCUGCUCCUCUGACCCCUCGUCAGUUCGCUCUGCUCUGCCCAGCCCUGCUUUAUCAGAUCGACAGCCGUGUCUGCAUCCAGGCCCCAGUCCCAACCCCACCAGGGGAUCUACUAUCUGCCCUGGUUCACAGUGCCCUGGCAGUCCUGCUGCUCAGCCUCCCCACACCCCUCUCGCUGCUGCUGCUUCGCCUCCUGGGAUCUCGUCUAUUGCGGCCCCUGCUGGGCUUCCUGGGGGCCCUGGCCGUGGGCACCCUUUGUGGGGACGCGCUGCUACACCUGCUGCCACAUGCACAAGGAGGGCAUCACUCCGGACCUAGCGGGCAACCAGAGGAAGACCUGGCUCCAGGGCUGUCGGUACUUGGCGGUCUCUUUCUGCUCUUCUUGCUGGAGAACAUGCUAGGGAUUCUGCGGCGCCGAGGGCUCAGGCCAAGCUGCUGCAGGCGAAAAAGAAAGACUCUCAGAACACCAGACCUGGACCCCGAGGACAGCAGUGGGAUGGCACUUCAGCCCCUACCGGCAGCUCCAGAGCUAGGGGCUCAGGGCUGCAGGGAGCCGGACAGCCACCCCCCACCAGCCCCAGGCCCUCCCGGGCACCAAGGCCACAGUCAUGGGCACCAGGGUGGCAGUGACACCAGUCUCACGUGGAUGGUCCUCCUGGGAGAUGGUCUGCACAACCUCACGGAUGGGCUGGCCAUAGGUGCUGCCUUCUCCGAUGGCUUCUCCAGCGGCCUCAGCACCACCCUCGCAGUGUUCUGCCAUGAGUUGCCUCACGAACUGGGUGACUUUGCAGUGCUGCUCCGGGCAGGGCUGCCCUUCCGGCGGUUGCUGCUGCUGAGCCUAGUGUCUGGAGCUCUGGGACUAGGGGGUGCAGCCCUGGGGGUGGGGCUCAGUUUGGGCCCCGUCCCCCUCACUCCUUUGGUGUUUGGGGUUACCGCUGGGGUCUUCCUCUAUGUCGCCCUUGUGGACAUGCUACCAGCCCUGCUGCGUCCUCCCGAGCCCCUCUCUACCCUGGAAGUGCUCCUGCAGGGGCUGGGGCUGCUGCUGGGGGGCAGCCUCAUGCUCACCAUAGCCCUGCUGGAGGAGCAGCUGCGGCCCCUGGUCUCUGAUGGCUGACGGGCCGGUGGAAAGGCAUCCAGCUGCCCUUCCUUCCCCCCAACCACAGGAAUGGAGGCGGGACACAGGGCCAGUAGGAGCAAUAGGAUUUUAAUAAACAGAACCCAUC